Molecule: messenger RNA, 372 nt
Organism: Mollisia scopiformis
Lineage: Eukaryota; Fungi; Ascomycota; Leotiomycetes; Helotiales; Mollisiaceae
Exons: 2
Coding region: 1-372 (123 amino acids)
Molecular function (GO): protein binding
Source: RefSeq, a predicted model, not a curated record
AUGGCCGAGAGUCAAUCUGCGCUGCUCGCGCUGAUCCCUGGUACGAGCAGCAGCGCCGUCCAGCCAAGUCAAGACAAGAAAGCUCGAGUCGAACAGAUGAGCUUACGUAUCAAACAUCUUCCAAUCGAAAUGCUGCUAGCGAUCAUCGACUAUCUUGGUCCAGCCACAUGCCGACUUCUCGCCGCCACCUGCACCACCUUUCGAGACAUUUACCAGGCUCAUUACAAGACCGAAGGAGGCAUUGUUGUCUUUGGAUCCGAAACAUACCCACUGGGAGCCACCCAAGCAUACCUCCAGAUCAUGUUCAACUGGGUUGAUUAUUCGGGAUAUAUCUCACAUGGAGACCGGAUGCAGAAAACCCCCUGGAGAUAA